GACCUGAUAAUAUUUUCUAAAUCCCUGAUAUUCCCAAACAUCCUUCAUCCACAGCAUACAGAAGGGCACUAUGAGGCCUGAGAACAAGAGCAGCGUGUCUGAGUUCCUCCUCCUUGGGCUCCCCUUCUCACUGGAGUAUCAGGGCUUGUGCUUCACCUUGUUCUUGGGAAUGCACCUGACCACAGUGCUGGGGAAUCUGCUCAUCAUCUUGCUCAUCAGGCUGGACUCUCGCCUCCACACUCCCAUGUACUUCUUCCUCAGCCACUUGGCCUUCUCUGACAUUUCCCUUUCAUCUGUCGUGGUUCCAAAGAUGCUCAUGAACAUGCAGACUCAGCAACAAUCCAUCUCCUAUGUGGGGUGCAUAUCUCAGAUGUGUUUUUUCUUAGUUUUUGCUUGUCUUGACAAUUUCCUUCUUGCAGUGAUGGCAUAUGACAGGUAUGUGGCCAUCUGUCAGCCACUCCACUACACAACUGUUAUGAGUCAGGGGCUGUAUGUCUCCUUAGUAGCUGGAUCCUGGUUAUUCUGUUGUGCACAUGCUCUGUUGCACACCCUUCUCUUGGUCCGACUGUCCUUUUGUGCUGACAAUACCAUCCCAAAUUUCUACUGUGACCUCACUGUGCUCCUGAAGAUGAGCUGCUCAGACAUCUCCCUCAAUGAGCUGGUCAUCUUCACUGAAGGAGGAAUGCUUUUCUUUUUGCCUUUGAGUAGCAUCUUGGGGUCAUACAUCCGGAUAGGCUCCACCGUCUUGAGGGUCCCAUCCAUCAAGAGAUUCUUUAAAGUUUUUUCUACCUGUGGCUCCCAUCUCUUUGUGGUGUCUUUAUACUAUGGGACACUUGCAGGUGUUUACUUUUUCUCCUCAUCAUGGGGGUCCAAUGACAAGGACAUAAUUGCUUCAGUCAUGUAUGUGGUAGUUACCCCCAUGCUGAACCCCUUUAUCUAUAGCCUGAGGAACAGAGAUAUAAAACAGGCCCUAGAAAUAUUUAUCAAUAGGGCUAACUUCUUUAAGUGA
Equus quagga is the source of this 1009-nucleotide messenger RNA. RefSeq names its product olfactory receptor 1J4-like. Gene Ontology annotation, molecular function: olfactory receptor activity; G protein-coupled receptor activity. NCBI's taxonomy places the organism in Eukaryota, Metazoa, Chordata, Mammalia, Perissodactyla, Equidae. Gene Ontology annotation, biological process: G protein-coupled receptor signaling pathway. The transcript has a single exon. The record is from RefSeq and is a predicted model, not a curated record. The coding region runs from base 71 to 1009 and encodes 312 amino acids. Gene Ontology annotation, cellular component: membrane.